AUGCUGAUCGUUGAAAAAGAAAUUGAGUGCUGACUGCAAAACUACUGGUUUACGUUUGUGCUGGAAUUUUAAAGUAAUUCAAUUAUUACGCUGUGCUUUUGUGAAAAUGAAAUUCAUUUUUGGUAUCCUGGUUACCUCGUGUUGGUUUUUUCAGAAAAAUUACUCAACGUACCAUGGCUUCUACUGUUACAGACGGUAAAUUCUCGCUGGUGGAUUUGUCAGCUGCCGAAGGGCCUUACGUUGCAACUGUGCCUGAUUUCUGGUUCAUUGAGGGCAACACAAAGUGUUACUAUCCAAUAUCAAGGGGUGAUAUUGCGGCAAUGAAGAGGGAAUCCGUGAAAUCAAAUUGGGAUACUUAUGGAUGCAAAACUUGCAAAUCUUUCAAUUCUUAUGAAGAAUCUCGAUCGAAGGAAAAUCAGGCUACUAUUCAGUCAGAUAUAAAUUCUGAGUCUGAUCAGCAUACACCAAUGGGGAGAGGUCAUAGGAGCAAUAAGAGGGCCCCUGGCAGAUAUCUGCAUUCAGAAACGGUCCAAGAUGAGCGUUCUUUAAAUGUUGAGAGUGAAGAUGAGAGUGUUGGAAUGUAUGGUCCCACUCCAAACCUUGCUCAGCAGACGUUCGUCACUACUCCUGUUAUCCCGCCUUUGCUGCUUUCUAAUGCGGUUUCCCAAACAGCAACUAAUUUGGCUAAUUAGAAUCAUCAGCCGUUUCCCUAUUGUAAAGAACCAAAACAAUUUAUUCUUUAUUAUUUUCAUUAUAUUUCCUACCCUUUAUUCUUACGUAACAUUAAUUUUCUAUACGCCCCUCUUUUCUAUGUAAUUUCUUCCUUAGACGUUUUACAGACUGAUUUACCCUUCAAACGUUUCAACUUAAUUUUCUUGUAGUUCGACCUUCAUGAAACCCGUAUAAAAACUUUUGUUCUAUAGAAAAUAGCGAGAGUCACUUUUCACAAAUCAGUUCCUAAAAGAGUUGUUCCCCAAUUUUUUGUGCUACUGAAAUAAACUUUACUAGAAACGACAAUGAAAAAGUAAGUUAAAAUAUUAAUAACUUACAUUUGGUGGCAGCGGA
This is a messenger RNA of Daphnia magna, 1065 nucleotides long. RefSeq lists its product as uncharacterized. Lineage: Eukaryota; Metazoa; Arthropoda; Branchiopoda; Diplostraca; Daphniidae. The transcript is spliced from 4 exons. Bases 174 to 692 code for a protein of 172 amino acids. The record is from RefSeq and is a predicted model, not a curated record.